UUGGAAUUUCAAUCUCCUCUUUUUAAUCACAUGUUCCUGUACUUUUUAAAUCUUGGCACUCGCUCCCACUUCCCAGGAUCUUGAUUAAUUUCCUCUUCUCUUUCUUCUCUACUCUUUAGCCUUGGAUCCACAUUCCUACAGUGAUCUCAACAUACUUGAGACGCCAGUUUUAUAUUUCUGUGUAUCCAAAAAACAAGGAAAAGGUAUAGCUAGCUAGCUAGCUAGCUAGCUCUAAAACAUGGGUUUCUGGACAUUGUUUGAGGUGGCUUCCAUGCCAAUUUUACAAGUGCUUAUAAUAAGUUUGCUGGGCGCUUUCAUGGCAACUGAUUACUGCAAACUUCUCCCAGUAGACAUCCGGAGAUCCUUGAAUAGGAUCGUGUUCGUUGUGUUUACCCCCUCGCUCAUGUUUGCAAGUCUUGCCAAGACUGUCACGCUCCAAGACAUCAUUUCAUGGUGGUUUAUGCCCGUAAACAUCGGGCUCACCUUUCUAGUGGGAAUAAUUCUUGGGUGGAUCGUGGUUAAGAUACUGAAACCAAAACCCUAUUUGGAGGGUCUUAUCAUUGCUACAUGUUCAUCCGGGAACUUGGGAAAUCUUCUCCUUAUAGUUGUCCCUGCUAUCUGUAAUGAGGAUGGAAGCCCAUUUGGGGAUACUAAUGUUUGCACCAGAAUUGGACUUUCAUAUGCAUCUUUCUCCAUGGCGCUUGGUGGUUUCUACAUUUGGACUAUCACUUUCCACAUGAUAAGAGCUUCAUCUUUGAAAUUGAGAGAUGAUGAAGCAGCUGAGGAUUUCAGUUCAAAACAACCCAACGAGAACUUGGAUGCUACACCCCAAAGUCAGCUUCUGAAAGGAGAAAGUGAAGAGCAAGUAGCCAUAGUGGUGAAGGCACCCCAAGACACUAGCCCAAAGGCAAAAGGGAAUGCACCGUUGUGGCGUCAAGUAGUGGGAUUUCUUCAUCAGAUUUUGGAAGAGCUCAUGGCACCGCCAACACUUGGUGCAAUUUUCGGUUUCACCUUCGGAGCGAUCGACUGGCUGAGAAACCUUGUAAUUGGUGCGGGGGCUCCACUACGGGUAGUCCAAGACUCGAUUAAACUGUUAGGGGAUGCAACGAUCCCCUGUAUCACCCUCAUACUAGGAGCCAACUUGACUCAAGGCUUGCGUUCGUCAACAAUUAAGCCGAUGGUUAUCGUGGGAGUGGUGUGUGUUCGGUACAUUAUACUACCGGUUGUUGGUAUUUUUGUUGUUAAAGCAGCUGGGGACCUUGGGUUCCUACCGCCCGACCCUUUGUUCCGCUACGUGCUCAUGGUUCAGUUUACUCUGCCACCUGCCAUGAAUAUUGGUACCAUGGCCCAGCUGUUUGAUGUGGGUCAAGACGAGUGCUCGGUCCUCUUCCUGUGGACAUACUUGGCUGCUGCUUUAGCUCUCACGUCUUGGUCAACAGUCUUCAUGUGGAUCUUGACCUGAUGAAGAUACUACUCCGCUCUUUCCCGUUGCUCAAAAAACCCAUCUAUUCAUAUCAAAUAGUUGAACUCGGGAAUCAAUUUUUUGUACCCUCUUAUUCUUUUAUAUAACACAUACGUGCUAGUGAAGUGAGAGAUGAGCGAUUAGACAAGAAUUAGGAACAUCUUUUGUCAAGUAAAGAAAGAAGCCUUGUUUAUGUUGUGUUUCUGGGUUCUGGCCCUGCAGGAGGAGCAAGUACAUUUCGCAUGGAAUUUGAAUGUAAAAUUAAUGUAAUAGCUACAGUUGUGUGGUAUUCAUUUCAAUGUCAUCCUAGUUGGAUUCUUUCA
Messenger RNA from Gossypium raimondii (Peruvian cotton), 1785 nucleotides. Its product is annotated as protein PIN-LIKES 7. NCBI's taxonomy places the organism in Eukaryota, Viridiplantae, Streptophyta, Magnoliopsida, Malvales, Malvaceae. Bases 239 to 1462 code for a protein of 407 amino acids. The record is from RefSeq and is a predicted model, not a curated record. Gene Ontology annotation, biological process: endoplasmic reticulum to cytosol auxin transport. Gene Ontology annotation, cellular component: membrane. The transcript is spliced from 9 exons.